Molecule: messenger RNA, 1739 nt
Organism: Lytechinus pictus (painted urchin)
Lineage: Eukaryota; Metazoa; Echinodermata; Echinoidea; Temnopleuroida; Toxopneustidae
Product: GDP-fucose protein O-fucosyltransferase 1-like
Exons: 8
Coding region: 262-1446 (394 amino acids)
Biological process (GO): regulation of Notch signaling pathway; protein O-linked glycosylation via fucose; Notch signaling pathway
Cellular component (GO): endoplasmic reticulum
Molecular function (GO): peptide-O-fucosyltransferase activity
Source: RefSeq, a predicted model, not a curated record
UUCCCCUUUUGGCGUAUCAUACUAUAUACUAGUACGGUCUCGAAUUUAUUUUUUGACACUCCCACUUUCCGAUUUUCCCUCGUCCAUUCAACUCGACAAGUCAACGAAAAGCUAAGUAAGUUUUUCUGUUUUGAGGAACUUUGAGCCGGGAGCUGGUAAAUUAAGACUUAUCCACGGAUGAUUUAUCGGUGGCUUCCCUUCAGGACCAACACUUCAAGCAACUAAUUACCCAAGCCUUCUACGAUAUUGAUACACUUCAUUAUGAGGUUUCUUCUAUCCUUGUCUGCAUUGGUGUUCUCUCUGAUGACCUUGAGCCAUGGUGAAGGUCACCUUGAUAGCAGUAAUACGGAAGAUGAUAACACUGUGGACGGAGUCUCGGGAAGCAAAGAAUCGCCGGUCGGGUCCAAACUAGAAUGGGAUCCUAAUGGAUACUUUACAUUUUGUCCCUGCAUGGGGAGGUUUGGAAACCAAGCAGAACACUAUCUGGGAGCCUUAGCUUUUGGUAAAGCAAUGAAUAGAACAAUUAUCUUGCCUCCUUUCAGGACAUAUGUCAACAUCCCUUUCACAGACUGGUUCCAGUUUGAGCCUCUUCUAGAGUUCUAUCCCCGUCUCAUUACCAUGGAAACAUUCAUGGAGGAGCUAGCUCCCAAGUACUGGCCUGAGGAUGAGAGGAAGGGUUACUGCUGGCUUAAUCUCAAUAGUGAUUCUCCAUGUGAAAUGAAGAGAGGGAAUCCAUUUGGACCAUUCUGGGAUGGCUUUGGUAUUGAUUUUGCGGAAGAGUUGAAAUUUGAGAUUUUCAGUCAUGCCGAUAUUAGCGAUGAACAUAGAAUGGCCAACAUGAAGGAGCAAUGGGAUAGAAGUUUCCCAGUGAAGGACCAUCCUGUUCUAGCGUUGAAAGGGGCACCAGCUCCCUUCCCGAUGAAAGAAGCUAACCGCAAGAUCCAGAACUUCUUUAAAUGGAACGAGGGAUUGUUUGCUGAGGCCAAACAUCACAUGGAUGAACUAUUUAACGGAGAGCCUUAUGUUGGGAUUCAUCUUCGCACUGGCAUUGAUUGGGUGAAAGCUUGUGAGAGUGUGGAAGGGAUAAGACAAAUGAUGGCAUCACCACAAUGUCAUAAGGUGGGGGAGGAGCCUGUUACCAAGGCGAUGUGUUACCCUACCAAAGAGAUGGUACUAGAAGAAACAAGAGCAGCAGUGGAGAAAUAUAGGACGAGGCAUGUCUACAUAGCUACUGAUAAACUAUCCUAUCAGAUAGAAAUACAAAAACUGUUUGGAGAUAAGGUCAAAGUUCACCAUCUUGACCCCCACUUGCCGCAGAUUGAUCUCAUUAUUCUUGGCCAAUCAGAAUUCUUCAUUGGUAAUUGUGUCUCAUCGUUUACCUCAUUUGUGAAGCGGGAGAGAGACGGGAAUGGGAAACCCUCAACAUUCUGGAGUUUAGGCCUUUGAUGUAGUUAAAAUUACCUCAAAACCAACAAUAAGUUGCCCAAAUUAAUUCUGGAAUUACAAUUUAGCCUGAAAAAGCACUUUUAAGCUGUAUGAAGACGAUGUAUAGCUUGUUAAUAUUGAACAAUAAUCCCACACAAGUAGUUGAUUGAAUACAGAAGAAAUUCUGUGAGAACUCAUUCAAAGAUUCAGGAGAAAACAAGUUUUGAAGUUUGGGGUUCACCUAAGCUUGAGAUGUGCACACCGUGCAAUCUCGAUGAACCAUCCACGCAGUCUAGAAAAAAAAAUAUGUUGUC